Molecule: messenger RNA, 1591 nt
Organism: Cottoperca gobio
Lineage: Eukaryota; Metazoa; Chordata; Actinopteri; Perciformes; Bovichtidae
Product: homeobox protein Hox-D11b-like
Exons: 3
Coding region: 1-918 (305 amino acids)
Biological process (GO): anatomical structure development; regulation of transcription by RNA polymerase II
Cellular component (GO): nucleus
Molecular function (GO): DNA-binding transcription factor activity, RNA polymerase II-specific; RNA polymerase II cis-regulatory region sequence-specific DNA binding
Source: RefSeq, a predicted model, not a curated record
AUGUAUUUACCAAGCUGCCCAUAUCCGUCAAAGUCUGACUUUGGCUCCAUCCCUUCACCGUUUUUGACGGAGAGCGGCGCAGCUCGGCUGGACCAUGGCUCCGCUCCGGGGAGAGUGUCGGAGGACCGGGGCUGCGGUCACCACGAGCCACGACAGCAGUUUCCUCCUCCGUGGAAAUGGACUGUGCACCAGGCGAACCGUGCCUUCACCUCCGCGCCGCCGUCCGAAGCUGUUUACCACGAGUACCAGGGCGUGCCGUCCUCAGCGGAGACGGUCUUCACCGCCGGUAAAGACCGCGUCCUGUACGGCGGAGCGCUUUACGGCGGCUCUGGUCCCCGUUGUCACGCACAGGAUUUUGCUGGAGACCCGCAGAGUUUCCCGGGUAGAUACACGGCGUUCAACCCGGACUCACAACUCCUCUUCCCGGCAGGUCAAAGCAGGGUCCUGCCGCCGGUUUUCGACCAGUUUUUCGACGGUGCCGAAGAGGGAGUGGACCCGAGAGCGCAGAUUAAACAUGAGAGCAAAGAGCAGAAAGAGACGAACCGGGCCGAAUGCACGAGCUGUCACACCGGGGAGAGCAAGGUGAGGGCGGGGUCAGAGUCCCCCCAUCCUGGGAAGGAAGACGAGGAGGAUGCACCCUUAUCCAGCGGCAGUGGAGGAGACUGCAGUCCUGCCCCGACAGAGCCCUGUGUGAGGAGGAAGAAGCGGUGUCCUUACUCCAAGCUGCAGAUCCGAGAGCUGGAGAGAGAGUUCCUAUUCAACAUCUACAUCAACAGGGACAGACGCUUGUGGCUGUCCCAUCGUCUGCACCUGACAGAUCGACAGGUGAAAAUCUGGUUCCAGAACAGAAGAAUGAAGGAGAAGAAGCUGAAGAGAGAGAGAACGCUGUACCACGCAGGAUAUCACCUGUUCUUCUGAUGAAUGACGGCAUACACAAAGUGUGUGACAACUCUGCAAACCACGUCACAGGUUAAGUGAGACAUCCAUGAAGGUAAAAGCGAACAGAUAAAAGGAUAAAUGCAGAUCCUUCCUGCCAUUAAAAGGAGAACUCGAACAUCCUGAGCGUUAAAACAAACACCUGCUCUGUUGAAUAUCCUGCAUCGCUCCUGAUGUUCACCUGGAAAACACCCAGAAUGCUCCUCUUGCCUUAAACCUGACUUCCCUGUGAGGUCACGUGGCUGAGUGUGAAGAAAUGAACGCUCUCGGCCUCGGACCUCCGUGUCCUAUAAAUACUGAGGAAUGCAAAUACAUUCAAAAAACUAAAUCUGGAGAAGCAUCAACACAGAAGCUCUUUAUACGCUCGGCCAUGGCGUCUCGUGUUUUGGACUCCACACGUCUGUUUGACUGAUUUCUCUUCCUGUGUGCUUUGAUGUUGACAAUCAUAUGUGUUUAAAUUCUAUAUUUAUCUGAAUUGAUGUCCCGAUUAUGAAUUAUAAAUCCUCUUGCUGUUCAUGUGCAUUUGUAUAUAAUUAAAGGUAUAUAACUAAUGGCAAUAGCCUAUACUUAUACCUCAUAAAAUCUAAUUUAACCAUCUAUUUAGCAUAUUAAUAUAAUCACAAGCGAAGACAAUCUAAAUUAAUUAAUUCUUCUU